Messenger RNA from Pygocentrus nattereri (red-bellied piranha), 7619 nucleotides. RefSeq names its product castor zinc finger 1 (gene casz1). Gene Ontology annotation, molecular function: DNA-binding transcription factor activity, RNA polymerase II-specific; RNA polymerase II transcription regulatory region sequence-specific DNA binding. Lineage: Eukaryota; Metazoa; Chordata; Actinopteri; Characiformes; Serrasalmidae. Gene Ontology annotation, biological process: positive regulation of transcription by RNA polymerase II; regulation of neuron differentiation. The transcript is spliced from 23 exons. Bases 515 to 6490 code for a protein of 1991 amino acids. The record is from RefSeq and is a predicted model, not a curated record. Gene Ontology annotation, cellular component: nucleus.
CGAGAAAUUCAAUUAAGCACUCCUCUUCCCACUAAGCUCUCCAGGGCACAUCUUCCGGGCUGCUCACCCUCUCUGUUAGAAAUACGGGGAAAAUGCAAUAAUAAUAAAAAAAAGAAAUAAAAAAACAAAUGACCCAACUUUGAUCACGCAUGCUCCCUCGGCGUCCACCUUUCUCGCCCAACCGUUCCUCCUAUUAAGUUGGAAAACUCGGCGCCAAAAAGCGACGAAGUAGCCCCGCAGUUACACCAAUCAUUUGGGGAAAGUCAUCUCAUAUUUAAAAUGCCUGUGGUAUAUGAGUGAAGCAGUCAGCCGGAGGAGAUGUAAGUGUCUGGAGGGUUUCUGCAUGGCAGCGGCUAGAAGAGAGCGACUGAGUGACACACAGACCAGAGUCCAGCUGGAGAGUCCAGCCCACCAGGAAGAUGAAGUAAACCUGUGAAUGGAGUGACUUGCUCUGUCAGAGAAAGAACAAGCUGAAAGUGGUUUAUGCACUGAAAAGACCUCAGGAAAAUCCACGAUGGCUGCCAAAAGGAAAGGUGGCCUAAAACUUAACGCUAUCUGUGCCAAGCUGAGCCGGCAGGUGGUGUAUGACGGCAGCUCCCAGAAUGCCGAGGGGGACCCGAGCCUGGCGGACAACAGUGAGCGGGGCAGCUCCCACUACGAAGAGGGCGACCGGCCCGACAGCGACUACUCAGAGGGCCUGAGCCUGGGCCAGAGCUUGGAGGAUGACCAGAAACGGCGCGAGGCCAUCGAGAAGUGGGUGAAUGGUGAAUACGCUGAUGACCCAGCGUCCAUUGAUGAGGACGAGCCAAGGGGGCCCAAAGCCAGCAGCGGUGAUGAGGGCCCCCCAGAAGGCGUGUAUAUGGUCCAACCCAAAGGCUGCAGCGAUGAAGAGGACAACGGGGAUGAAGCCGAGACGAUACCUGUCUCCCACGAGGACAGUUACCAUGACGACAGGGACUCUGCAGACAGUCCACACAAGGAGACGUCCUCCAGUGAGACCCCCAACUGCCAAGCCUCUUUUUCCUCUCCAGGUGAGGCCUCUGCUCUGCGUGACUAUGCAGCCAGCACCAUGAAUGAGUUCCUCCACAUGUUUGGUUAUGAUGACCAGCAGGUGCGUGAUGAGCUGGCCAAGAAGAUCAGCUUUGAGAAGCUGAAAGCUGCUACCUCAGACCCUUCGUCCUUGAGCAGCGAGGAGGCCACACGCCGGGCCCGUUUCUCCAAGUACGAGGAGUACAUCCGCAAGCUGAAGGCUGGAGAGACCCUGCCCUGGCCCAUCCACUCCAAGCCUGAAGAGCUUAACUCAAAGAUGACCCAGGAAAAAACCUCCACACUCAUACAGCCCUCCUCUUGUCUCCCGGCGGCUGAGGGUCAGAUUUUUUCUGCCGGAAUGGAGCACAAACAGGCCCAGCUCAGUGCCUCUGCUGGAAAUUCCUCCCAUAAUCUGGCUUCCAGGGCCUCUAAAUAUGACUUCUUCAUCCAGAAGCUGAAGAUGGGUGAAAGCCUGCGGCAGCAAAACGGUAAUGCCUACAAGAGGCCUUCCAAAUACGACCUGGAGAACGUCAAGUACCUGCACCUCUUCAAACCAGGAGAGGGCAACCCCGACAUGGGAGGGGCGAUAGCUUUCAAGACGGGUAAAGUGGGCCGACCAUCUAAAUACGACAUCCAUAACAUCCAGAAGCUCAUCCCUAGCAAGAGUGACCCUUCUAUAAUGCCAGGGGUUCUCUCAUCCACACCGGCCACCCCAGGCACUCCCAUGAUUCCUACCGCUGCUUCAGCCGGGGCUGUAGGGCCCCCUUGCUUACCAGUGGACCAGGUAGGCCACCUGACGUUCAGCCCUGAGUACAUGAAGUCCAGCUUCUCCAAGACUGACUCCAUCACUACUGGAACUGUCUCCUCAGUCAAGAAUGGCCUUCCUCCGGAGAAACCUGUGACAGAGGACAUCAACGUCUACCAGAAAUAUAUCGCCAGGGGCCCUUUAAGAAGCAGCCAAAAGCACCUGAAGCCCUCACCACCCCACGAGUCCUUCGCACUACCGCCGACUGCUAAAAGGUUUUCCGGCAGCCAACACUGUGGACAUGUUCAUUGUGCCUAUCAGUACAGGGAGCAUUAUCACUGCAUGGACCCUGAGUGCAACUACCAGAGAUUUACGAGUAAACAGGAUGUUAUAAGGCACUACAACAUGCACAAGAAGAGGGACAACUCCCUGCAGCACGGCUUCAUGCGCUUCAGUCCACUGGAUGACUGCAGCGUCUACUACCACGGCUGCCACCUCAACGGCAAGAGCACCCACUACCACUGCAUGCAGGUGGGCUGCAACAAGGUGUACACCAGCACGUCUGAUGUCAUGACUCAUGAAAACUUCCACAAGAAGAAUGCACAGCUGAUGAACGAUGGCUUCCAGAGGUUCCGCGCCACCGAAGACUGCGGCACUGUGAGCUGUCAGUUCUACGGGCAGAAGACCACCCACUUCCACUGCAGACGCCCCGGCUGCACCUUCACCUUCAAGAACAAGUGCGACAUUGAGAAGCACAAGAGCUAUCACAUUAAGGAUGACGCAUAUGCCAAGGAUGGAUUCAAGAAGUUCUACAAAUAUGAAGAGUGCAAGUAUGAGGGCUGCGUUUACAGCAAGGCCACCAACCACUUCCAUUGCAUCCGCCAGGGUUGCGGAUUCACCUUUACUUCCACCAGCCAGAUGACCUCACACAAGCGCAAACAUGAGCGACGCCACAUCCGCUCGUCUGGAGUGUUGGGUCUCACGUCCUCCUUCUUGCUGCCCAAGGAGGAGCAGGAGGAGUCCAGCAAUGACGACCUGGUGGACUUCUCAGCAAUCAGCAGCAAGAACUCUAGUCUGAGCGCCUCGCCCACCACCCAGCAGCAGCCCUCUUCCACCUUGCCACACCUGAUGUCUACGCCCACCACCGCAGUGGCCUCCAGCAGCCAUAACGUCAAACCCACCACAGCCCUGCCCCCGGCCAGCCAUAUGUCCACCCUGCUGUCCCAGGCCUUGCCCAGCAACAUGCCAGUGGCCCUGGCCAUGGCCAGCAGCGCCCUGGGUGGGGCUUCCAACCCUUUCUUCCCACUCCUGCCCAGGCUGCCCUUACAGCUCCCGCCCAAUGCUGCCAGCAUGAUCUCUGCAGCUAGCUCCGGAGUGCACUCCACACCCCGGGACUCCCAGGCCCCAAGCUCCAGCUCAGCAGGGGAGCUGCCUCCUGCUUCCACACCCAGCUCCUAUGCUGCUUCCUCCAUCAUGGAGAAGAUCUCUGCCAGUAAGGGCCUGAUAUCCCCCAUGAUGGCCAGGCUUGCUGCUGCCGCCCUCAACCCUGCCAGCAAUCCAGAGACAGGAAAUGGGCAGCAGGCUCAGGCUGGCCGGUUUAAUCCGGUCCAAGUGAAGCAGGAGCCAAUGGACGGCACCUCAGGGGCCUCCCAGGAGUCCAUGCAAGAGCACAGCCUCGACCUGAGCAAGAAAGAUCCUAGUAAUGAAUCAAACGGACACCCUGCACCAGCAAAUACAUCUCUUUUAUCCUCACUUAUGAAUAAGAUGACGCAGGUGAACCCGGGCUUCUUCAGUGCUCUGACCAUGAAGUCAGAGCUGGAAGGGGGCCAAGCACCGGAGAAUUCCGAGACAGUCCAGUAUCUCAGCAGGCUGAUGAAGAGGCCCGCUCCAGAAAAGCCAGCCGAGCUGUGGAAGACGUACCUGCGCAGAUAUGAUACUGAUGAAGUGUGCGACGGCCAGUGUGACUUCCUGCACAAGGUGCAUUUUCAUUGCCUUGUGGAGGACUGUGGUGCUCUCUUCAGCACUGUGGAUGGAGCAAUCAAACAUGCCAACUUCCACUUCAGAGCCAACUUAAAGGUUAAACCAGAGCCCUCUUUCAAUGAGGGCAAGGACUCCAAUGAGGGCGCCCCCAAUCAGCUCACUGCCCCCAUCUCAAUGGCCAGCUCUCCCCCCAUGGAGGUGCCCAGUGUGGCUGCGUCCGGGGGCUACGGCUCAUCCCCCUCCCUGCUGGCCUGGAAGCAGCUGACUGGUUCCAUCCCACAGCUUCCUGCCACCAUGCCCAACAUGCCUGCCACUUCCCCACUAGCCACCACCUCACUGGAGAAUGCCAAACCUCAGGUCAAACCUGGCUUCCUGCAGUUUCAGGACAAUGACCCUUGUCUGGCCACUGACUGCAAAUACUCCAAUAAAUUCCACUUCCACUGUCUGUUUGGCAACUGCAAGUAUGUGUGCAAGACCUCUGGGAAGGCUGAGUCACAUUGCUUGGACCACAUCAACCCCAACAAUAGCCUGGUGAAUGUGCGAGACCAGUUUUCUUACUACUCCCUGCAGUGUCUCUGUCCCAACCAGCACUGUGAGUUUAGAAUGAGGGGCCAUUACCACUGUCUGAGACCCGGCUGCUUCUUCGUCACCAACAUCACCACCAAGCUGCCCUGGCACAUUAAAAAGCAUGAGAAAGCAGAGAGACGUGCAGCCAAUGGCUUCAAAUACUUCACCAAGAGAGAAGAGUGUGGCCGUCUCGGCUGCAAGUACAACCAGGUGAACAGCCACUUCCACUGCAUCCGCGAGGGCUGCAUGUUCUCCUUCCUGCUCAAGCACCAGAUGACCUCCCACGCCCGCAAACACAUGAGAAGGAUGCUGGGGAAGAACUUUGACCGGGUUCCAUCUCAGGUGGUCCCUCAUGGCCACCAGUCAGAAGAGAUGCAGCAUAUGGCCAGCCUGGCUUCGUCUGGCACUAUAGCCAGCCACCCAAGCCUGACCACCAGCUUCUCCAACAUGAUGGAGGAGAAUGAUGACUACAUGGAUUACACGGGUGGAGGAAGCCCACUAGGCCUUUCCUCAGAGUCCUCUAACCAGGACCGCAGCUGCACCAGUACUCCAGUGGGCAACGACAGCUCCCCUGCAGGACCAGGCUGUCAGCUCCCUCCUCCUGCUUCCACUUCCUCUGCUGAAACUCCUCCCACUUCUCAAUCUGCACCUCCUCCACCUCCUCCACCCCAGCCUCAGGCUCCGCUCCAGUCCCAGCCUCCAUCUUUCCCUCCGACUCUCCUGCGGCCUCCUCUCCCCUCGCUCCCAUACCUCCUCUCUCCAUCCUGUGUCUCAUACUCUCUGCUCAGCGCCUCUCUCGGAGCCACUCGGAGUGUUGUCAUGCCAACCAACACACCAGCUUUCAGCCCCAUCAUUGCUACUCCGUCUCCGGUUAAAAAUGACGUCCCUAUAGUGCAGGAUGCUGCAGGGAACACCAUCUCCAUCCCCACGGCGACUGGCGCCAAGAAGCGCUUCUGGAUCAUCGAGGACAUGUCACCUUUUGGCAAGCGUCGCAAGACGGCCUCGUCUCGCAAGAUGCUGGAUGAGGGCAUGAUGCUGGAGGGCUUCCGCCGCUAUGACCUGUAUGAGGAUUGCAAGGACACAGCAUGCCAGUUCUCACUGAAGGUCACCCACUACCACUGCACGCGUGAGAACUGCGGCUACAAGUUCUGUGGCCGCACGCACAUGUACAAGCACGCACAGCACCACGACCGCGUGGACAACCUGGUGCUGGAUGACUUCAAGCGCUUCAAGUCAUCGCUUAGCUGUGGCUUUGCCGACUGCCAGUUUUCUGGCAACAGCACACACUUCCACUGCCUACGUUGCGGCUUCCGCUGCACGGACAGCACCAAGGUGACGGCACACCGUAAACACCAUGGGAAACAGGACGUGAUCAGUGCCGCCGGCUUCUGCCAGUUCAGCUCCAGUGCUGACUGCGAGGUGGCUGAUUGCAAGUACAAACUGAAGUGCUCCCACUUCCACUGCACCUACCCUGAGUGCAAGCAUACGGUGGUUGGAAUGUCCCAGAUGGACUCGCACAAACGCAAGCAUGAAAAGCAAGAAAGAGGUGAGCCUCCCUCCGUCUCGCCCAACCAAGAAGGCCACCACCAGAUGGGACUUGUCCCACCUCCUUCGUCCUUGAAUCUGCCCCCGACCUCUCCCGGGGUGGCCCAGGGGCUACCCCACAACAGUGGGGCAGCCAUUUACCUUCCUCCAGGCAUGGGUGAAUACCCUGAGCAUCAUCGCCCAAUGGUCAACCUGGACAGCUCCUUGAACCUGGGCACAGAUACCAGCAGCUCGCUCUUCUUCCUGAAGAAUGCAGCUGGCCUGGGUCUGGCCGAUUCCCUGGAUCUUAGCAAGAAGCUCCAGCGGGACUCCCUCACCACUGCACCUGGGGCUACACCCAAUGCUCCCAUCAUGAGCCUGGGACACAGCCGAGAUGACACCACCAGAACGUCUGGGGAGCCCGAGGAUGAGCUGUCGCCCGAAGAAGAGCCCACCGCGCAUGAGGAAGAGGAGGAUGAAGAGGAUGAAGAAGAGGAGCCAGAAGAAGAUUUGAACACAGACUCGUACGACGACUCCAUGCCUGAGCCGGACGGUGAAAAAGACAACAGUGAGAGUUUUGAUGCUUCCAUGAACCAUGCUGACACUUCCCAACUGGACAAAGAGGAACCCGAGGCUGACCUGUGAUUGACGCUGUAUAGGAACUCCAGUAGGAAGAAACAGUCCCUGUACGCUAUGAACAAAUCCCGAGUUUUGAGUGGCCUCGUUUAUCAUGCUUAGAGACACGAUGGAUGACAAGAAAACAACAAUUACGCAAGAAAAGUGAAGGCCCAAAAUGAUUUAUUAAGAUGUUUACACGAUGACCAACAUUAUUAAUUUAAUUAUGCAUUAAAAAAAUGAACCGAUAACUAGACAGACGAGGCCGUCUUUUACACAUGGGUGGCAAUGUAAACAUUUUCCUACACAUCAGUCUUUUUUGUGUGUGCGUGCAUGUUUGACUUUAAUUUAUUCUAUUUUGUUUGUUACUUUUUGUGUGUGGAAAAAAUAAUGAAAAAAAUCUAUAUAUAUGAAUAUCUAUAUACGGUAGUUGUGUGUGGAUGUUAAUAUACAUUUUAAAGUGCAGUCACUGAACUGCAGAACCCUUGUACCAAUUGAAAGAAAUGGCACGCUUUGAAUACAAAGGGGAGUUUUUUUUUUAAACGAAUGUGCUAAAACAACAGAUUCAUGACAUCCUGUAUUAUUAUUAUUAUUAUUAUUAUUAUUAUUUUAUUAGGGCAGGGGCCUGCAUCAGUGCUUUGGCUUUUAUGUUUUUCCGUUUAACACUUGAUUCUUUUUUAAUGCUUAUUUUUCGAUAAUCACAGUUCUCACAUAAAUGUUCUCUCAUGGUCAGUUGUGUCAUAGGCUCCAUUCCAUAUGGACAGUUCAGCUCCGUCUCUUCGGGACAAAACAGUGACCAGUGACUGCAAGCUGUAGGCCAUAAAACGUCUGUCUCAGUGAACACACCACACCAAAAGCUAGCUCUCACUCGAUUUUUUUUUUCCUUCUCUCUUUUGAAAUGUGGACCCUUUUGGCAUUGCAUAUUGAUAGUGCACUUUUGUAUAGAGUUUAGAAACUCAAGCCUCUAUUUAAGACGUUUUGUUACCGUUUGCAUCGUUGCAUUAUUAUUGCUUUUUUCGUUGUUGUUGUUAUUGCUGUCACUGUUGUCAUUGCAUUACUGUCCGAUUGCAGAGGUGUGACCAGUGGAUACUGGUGUUUGUCGCUGCAGAAGAAAUGGACUGGGGAGGAUUGUGAGUACUUGCUGGUGCUGCUGUCCAGG